CAGUUACCUCCCUUCGUAUUGAAUGUCCAUGAACAACGCGAGACAGUUUCGAAAAUUAUAAUUGGUCAAUUUUUUACAAUUUAAAGCCACAGCGAUGUUAAGUUUUGAAGUCAGUCCAAAAGGGCGAUGGAUACUUCUGGGUGUUGCUGCCCCAACCACAGCCCUUCUGCUGUACUGGCUACUCAAGACCUCCAAUGAAGAAGAAGAUUACACUGAGCAGAAGAAAGCAAGCAAAGCUGCGACCUCCCGACAGACAGUGAUAGAGGUUGCGAUCCCCCGCAAGCUGGUCGGUACUGUCAUAGGCAGACAGGGGGCAACCAUCAAGGAGCUGCAAGAGAAGAGCGGUGCGCGCAUGAACUUCAAGGACAAUCCCCAGGGGGAGGACGCAGACAGGACGCUCAUCAUACGAGGCUCAGCUGAGAAUGCCCAGCGUGCAGAAUGUCUGGUGCGCGAAAUACUGGCUGACGUGCCUGUUCUUGUGGAAGAAGUGAUCAUGGUGCCUCAGUAUUCCCUUGGAAGGUUAAUUGGAAAAGGUGGGGAGGUUGUUCGGCAGAUGCAGAGGUCUUCCAGCUGCAAGAUCUACAUAGAGCGUACCACAGGCCCUAACAAGGAUCAGCCAAGGAAGGUCACUCUUACAGGCACUACAGAACAAAUCGUGAUUGCAAAGGCAUUGAUUCAGGAGCAGUUAUACGAAGAAGAACAGUUCAGAGCCCGAACAGCAGUUUCUGCAGCCAACAAGGAACCAAGAAUACAGAGGCAACCCAAUAAACAUGGGGUUUCAAAAGUGCAAGGUAAUGCAGGUAACACCAACACAAAGUCAAGCACAAUGAAUGGAGCAACCUCACCAGAUGUUUCUGAAUCCCAAUGCUCUCGUGAAAGUGUGAGGACCAUGUCCUUGCCAAAGGGACCGGAGUAUCUGGAGGUGUAUGUGUCAGCCAUUGCUCACCCAGGGGCAUUUUGGGUACAGCUUAUCGGAAGUACGGCUGUCAAGUUGGACCAGUUGUCGGAAAGUAUGACACGCUUCUAUGAGACGACAGGAAAGGACCUUACACUGCCCAGUGUGAAGAAAGGGGACCUGGUUGCAGCCCCGUUUGAGAAUGACAACACCUGGUAUCGGGCUCGUGUGAUGGACGUCCAAGUCUCGGAACUCGAUGUCUUCUAUGUGGACUAUGGUGACAGUGCUUACCUGGACGCAAGCAAAGUGAAACCUUUGAGUGCCGAGUACCUUGAGUUACCUCUUCAAGCCAUUGAGUGUCGACUACAUGGAGUGGAGCCAACACCAGGGGGGUGGAGUGAUGCAACAUUUGAGAGGUUUGAACAGCUGACUUACUGUGCCAAGUGGAAGGUCAUCAUGGCCCAGCUGAUUGCGUAUGAGAAAGAUAUAGCUUCUCUGGUUCUGUAUGACACCAACAAAGAGCAGGAUGUGAACAUCAAUGAUGAGCUGGUCAAGUGUGGUCUUGCGUUGGCCUCAGGUUCUAAUGGUAACCCUGGUGACACAAAGUGAAGCUCUUGUAGUCAUUUAACAAGUCCUGAAAUCCUGUGACCAGUCGUUGCUAGUCACAUCGUUGAUGACAUGGUUCGGAAAGUUGGACGUUUGAAGUCAGAAGUAUUUCAUCGAAAGUCAGCAUGAUCUGUGUUGAACAAUUGCAAUCUUAAGACAAGUUGAUUUUGUUCUACAUGCAACACAACUUAUAGCAUAUGAAAUAGAGAUUGUAGUAUUUCUUUUAGUUAAAUAUUUUUGCAGGGCCCUAUUAAUCAUGUAUUAGUUUUAUUUGAAUAGUAUCAACACAAUAUUAUAUACAAUCACUGAUGUAAUGCUCAGAAAUGCUCACCAGGUGUUUCAAGCCGAAAUUCAAAUACAUGAAAAAAUAAAUCCAUUUUGUUCAUUAUUUCCUUAUAUUGCACUGUAUGCAGUUAACAAUGCCUUGCACUGCUCGUAUUUGAAAGAAAUUUGUGUCAAUUAAACGGUGCUUCGAUAUGUUGUUUGUUGUUGUAAUGAUCAGUUUUAUUGUGAACAAUGCAUUAAAUAAUGCAAACAAAUAUUGAUUGUUCUGUUGACUUCCUUAAGUGUGUUGUUCUAGAUUUUGAAUGAGGAAAAUUGUUAUUUUAAGUUACUUUAUGAUAUUACAUGUAUUAUUGUGUUUUGACAUUAAUCAGACAGUCAAUGACGUUUUCUAUUCAUUGUCUCAAAUCUAAGUUGAAUCAUAAUUUCAAAAAAUACAUUUAAAACGCACACUUUAAAAAGAAGAGACAUGUAUUUAUUGACUGAGUGUGAGGCAUAAUAAGGCACUAUGUCAAGGUAACAAGUUAAGUUCAAAGGUCAAAUUAUUUUCUUAAUCACAGCAAGAAACUUGGCAGAAGCUACAAGCAUUCUGAGAUGGAGUGGCAAGUUGAAAGGCCAAGGAUACAUUAAAAGAUCAACGAUAAAAGAGUAAUCAUUAAAAAAAAAAACAUUUGUUAUAAGAAAAAAAUGAUUUUUAGUGUAAUUUUUUGCUGGCCUGUAUUGUUUUAAAAUCUAUGUAAAACAUAUGCAAAUUGAAUGUGUUACAUGGAUUAAUACAAAAGCUAUGAAAAGAUUCGAGCAUUGGAUCUUAAAGUACAGGAAUGGAGGAAAUUAGAUUAACCUUAAUUGCUUCAUUGUUGUUCAUCUUGAAUUGUUUUUGAGACGUGCUCAGGGAAACAAGGGUUUAAUUCAGACCGCAGAGGCUAAUCAGGAACUGCACUUUCCACUUAUAUUUAUAUAUUAUAUUUUUUAUUUCAAGAAAGUCUCUUCGAAGCAAAAAUCCAGUUAAGGCUGAAAGUGUGGUCCUUAAUUAGCCUGUGCAGAUUGUCAUAAGAUUUGUCUUAUCUUGACCUGCAAAAUUACGACCCAAAUAUCUUGCUCAAUUUGGCUCUUGUUAUUCUUCUUCAGUAACAGCACUGCUUGUAAAUAGAAAAUUGUGCCAGCGCCUAUUGAUUAAGGGGUGAAACCGUACAAAGGUACUCAGCUGGGUGUUAAUUUAGAAUUAUUAACAUCAUAUGUGUGUACAUGUGGAUAAGGUGGACAAUGACAAUGUUAUCAAAUAUAUUGUUUAUAUUAAAGAUUAUUGUGCCUCUCUGGAAAAUAUCUGCAUCAGAAAACGGUAUAUUAACGCAUGGGUUGCAAUUGUUCCCACCAUUUCUUAUGUAUAUAUUGAUAUUUUAAAUGUGUGUUCUUACUAAAGUUUUGAUUUUGUUAUCAUGAAACUUUCUGACAUUAAAGAAAAUUAUUAUAUUGAUAAUGUUUAUUGAUUUACUAAUUUUACUUAUUAAAGUAUUUUAAAUAAGACACAUGUUUAAAAAGCAAUUAAGUUUUCAAAGUUUUAUUUACGUUAAUAAGAUCUUAUGACGUCCAUUGCAUACCAAUUAUGCAUGUUUUAACGACUGAUACCUCAACCCACAUUAAAGAUGACACAAAUUACUGUGAAUCCACAGUUACCUCCGGUUUCUUCUUGUAAUUACUUCAAAAUGCCAUCACAAUAGACAUGGUGUCUUGAUGUAUUAUGUUAGACAUCUGAUGCACUAAUUAAAACGAAAAAUUACUUAGUACAUGAACCUACGUUGAAUAAAAUAAUUAAUUCUGUCUUAAAAAAAAACAAGCAAGAUUUAAAACCAUUUGUUGUUUUAUGUGUAUAUUAAGUUUUUUAUUUGCUUAUGUGAAGAUGAUAAUGGUAGACAAAUUCAACUAAUAAUAUUUAAAUUUGACAACAUAAAAUAUCAUAACAUAUUCUUGUUCUCAUGUUCACAUUUCUGUAUUUAUUUUUCUAUGUACUUUGGAACAUGAACCACAUAACACAUAUGUUCUUGUGUAAGUGCACAUGAUUAUAUUAACUUUUGAUAUUGUAAUUGUUUCAGUUAAGGAUUUUUUAUUUUGUUUAUUAUAUGAUUUUGUAUAUAUUGUUUUGAUGUGCUUUAAAACAGGUUUAAAUGCCAAUUGUUGGUGCCAGUUUUGCUAAUUGUAUGCUGCGUUGUUGUUGUAUUAAGUGAAUUUCAGUGUACUGUAAAGGCAAUACACCACUUGUGUCAACUAAA
Messenger RNA from Dreissena polymorpha, 4050 nucleotides. Its product is annotated as tudor and KH domain-containing protein-like. Gene Ontology annotation, molecular function: RNA binding. Bases 95 to 1504 code for a protein of 469 amino acids. The record is from RefSeq and is a predicted model, not a curated record. NCBI's taxonomy places the organism in Eukaryota, Metazoa, Mollusca, Bivalvia, Myida, Dreissenidae. The transcript has 11 exons. Gene Ontology annotation, biological process: spermatogenesis.